AUUCAAUUCUCCUUCACCACCAUUGUCUUGUCUCUUCUUACAUCCUAUCCUCCCCCUUCCAAUGACACCGUAUCGUCCAUCGCAAUGAGCCAAGAUGCUUCCGCCGCUGAGCAGCAGGGAGGAGAGCCCGCGCCCACGCCCGCAACCGUACAUAAUGAAAGUGAACUCCGCUACAUCCGCUACGACAGCUCCAAGGAAAACGAAUACGUUCAGGCAAUGAGACAAUUGAUAUCCAAAGACCUGUCGGAGCCCUACAGCAUCUAUGUCUACCGCUACUUUCUCUACCAAUGGGGGGAUCUGUGCUUCCUCGCCAUGGAUCCGGCGCAGAAAGAUCUCGAACGGCAGCUGGUGGGCGUGGUGAUUUCGAAACUGGAACCGCAUCGUGGAGGUCCGUUAAGAGGGUAUAUUGCCAUGCUGGCCGUGAAUGAGGCAUACAGGGGACGGGGGAUCGGGUCGAAGCUGGUUCGGAUGGCUAUCGAUGCCAUGAGUGAGAGAGAUGCUGCUGAGAUCGUCCUUGAAACGGAAAUCACAAACACAGCAGCCAUAAAACUCUACGAACGGCUGGGCUUCCUCCGCAGUAAACGUCUUCAUCGAUACUAUCUCAACGGUAACUCGGCCUACCGUCUCGUGCUGUACCUCAAAGAAGGCGUCCGAUCCAUGAGAUCCGAAUUCGAUCCGUAUGCUCUUGCUCCUCCUCCUGUCUCUGGGCCUCCGACGUUUUCUGGACCGGGACAGGGCUAAUACUCUCUCCUUUUCCUUGUUUUCUCCUUAUUUUUGGACUCUUCUCUAUUAAAGAGCAGGCAGGAACUGGCUUGGCGGGACCUAGAAUAGACCAAUGCUUUUGCUUCAUAAAACCUGCGUUUGCUGGCCAGGACCGCAAUCAACCUUUUGUUUUAUUCCCCCCUUGUUCUUACCAAGAUAUCUAAAACUUGUCUGACCGUUUGUUUUGCAUUGGAAUGGCCAAUGUCCCUCAUGAUUUUCAUUAUUACUAUUAUUACCCAAGGAAAUCUCUUCUCAAAAAGUUUCUGCAAUAUUUGCUUUAUACCUAUAUAAUCCGCACCUCUAUUUUAAUUCUUCUCUGUUGAGAUGUUCUAUCCUAUAUUUUCACCAACAGAGGUAUUUGCACAGGAAUGGUUCGUGUACAUAUAAGAAAACAGGAAAUGUUAUAUAUACAAAUUCAGAGAGAACACGGAUCGACUAUAGAUAGCUAGGUAGGUAGGUCAAAAAUAGACGGAGAUGAAAGAAAAGCGUUCCGAAGAGACCCUCACAUCAGUCACCACCGAGAACGCAACCGCUUCACCACAGGCACCUGUAUAGCGUUCUGGAUCAUCCAAUGCGUGGGCCGGGGGGUGUUAUUCCAUUCAUGGUCUAUAAAAGCGGCAGCAUGCAGCAUAAGCGCCAGACUCUCCUGCGGCUCAUAUCGAGGUCCUACUUUGAUAUCCCUGCUGACCAGAUCAGAGCCGAACCGCAAUUGCGUAUCCCUCCCAUUUCCCGUCGGCUUAUAACCGCUGAGCAGAUAUGAUAACGGGUACUCAUGAUAUUCAGACGGAAUGUAUUCGAGGAUCGACUGUGGUAGUCUGAUAUCGGGUAAAUGCAGAUCCAUACCGACAAUUACUUUGCCGGCGCUGACGCUCCAGAGGUCAGCGAUGACGUUUUUCCUCUUUUUCGGUUCGUUGCGGACUAAGGAGGUGAGGACGGAUUGCCUCAUUUUAUAGCUCACGCGGCCUUCCAUGCACGCGUACCUCCAGAGGACGCGGCAGACGUUGUAGCUUCGGGUUUUGAAUGCAAUCAGAAAAAGCUUUUCGUAAGCGUCGUCAUUCAUCUGGAAUGAGGGACUUCCUAUGCACCGGAGAACAAAGUGGAGAGCCGAAAAGAUAUUACUGCGGAAGAGGCCCAGGACUAGUCUGGGGGUGGAGUUUCCCAUGGGCCAGCCAUGGUGCAGGGAGAUAUCGAUCAAACGGUCCAGGGCUUCGUAGUUUUUUAGUCUGACGAUUACGCUAAACAUCUUGUAAAGCAACGCGCCAUUGACCCAAUCAGUGCCCUCUGAGGCACCCAUCUUGUCAAAGAAGGAAUCCACGCUCUGGCCUCUUUCCAAAUGUUCGAGAAAAGUGUCCUCGACCGUCAACAGAAAGAGUGUUCGGCGGCCUCUAAUACUGCUCAGAUACCCACUCGAUAUGAGACGCUCAACCAAAUACUUCUUUGCUGGAGGGAAAACGACACAAUCGAUGAAAGCAAGCCAGGUAUCUGCGUUCGGCUGGACAUGCGAUCCGGCCAUCUCAGUCAGAAUAUCGCGAAACUUUGCCAGAUCCUGUCUCCGAGCUGCGGAUCGCAAGAGAAUAUUAAAAGUGUCGGCCGUUGCAAGAUGCUCGGCCUUUGAAAAAACCUCCCGAGCAGAAGAGAGAAAUUCGUGCUUGCAUAGAAAGGAAAGCGCAAUAUUUAGUGCCCCAGUCGAGAUGAGUCUCUUGUUCUCAUCCUGCAGGAAGAGUUCCACGAGUGCUUUCUCUGCCCUUUGCAGGUGAUGAUGUCGCUCGGGAUGGGCGCUGUCGUACUUUUGACUGAAACGAGGAUACCGCUUUGACCUACUGAUAUCUUCAACAUACUCAGAGAACUCCCUCACGUUCGUUAAAGUAGGAUGAGAAGGCAGAAUGGAAUCCAUGAAGACCGGCCGUUCGGACAGCUCGUCAUGGCUCUCCCACACGCCUCGGAUCAGCGGUACAGGCAAAUUAUUGAGCCGAAGCGCCUCUAUAGAAGGAUAGAUCCGAACAGGUGGCUUCCUGACAUCAAUCAAAGGGUCACCGGUCGCCUGGAGAUUUUGAGCCUGUGAUAUUUCGUUCGCAACCAACUCGACCACUCGUUCGGAUCCAGAUAAAACGACUUUCCGGCACGGACCAUCGCUUUCAAUCGCAUCCAGCACACGAACCCGACACCCGUUGUGAAUAGGAACGUACCAAAUAUUCUCCCGCAUCCCUGUCAUGCCAGCCAGAUACACCACAGUCUCUUCGGGGAUAAGCAUCUCCCUGUGCUUUGUACCCGGCUUAUCGAGCAUGCGAUCCUCGGACUGUGCUUGCAAAUCCUCGAGCUGAUCCAGCAAUUGCGUCCAAUGAACCGUCCUUCUCCGCUGUUUCCAGGGCUCCAGUUUCUGAACUUCCUUGUUUAUGUGUAGACGGUACCGCAAUUUCCUUCUAUCCCGCGUAGGCAAUCUCUCCAUGUAUUCCAGCGACCUCUCGCGAGAAUUUUCUCCGACAUCUCCCGUCAGCUCUGAGCCCAUAAGAUCUGUAGCACCCCGCUCGGGUUGCGGAAUUGAUGUGGUGUUACUCGAGCCGGAAGAACGUCGUGUUCCAGCAGCGACUGCAGUAUGUUCGGCGGAGUUUCGCAGGCCAUCCUCAACCACAGCGUCACUAUUUUUAUUAUCAUUAUCCUUCGCGACAGCUGUAUUUGACGAAAGCCAUCUCCUCGACAAGGAGCUUCCCACGGAUCGUCUCCGUGCGUAACAUCUUCCGACGAACAGCCGGCUUGGUUGUCUAUUCCCCUUGGCCGAAGAGGUAGUGGUAGGGCCAGCUAUCGAAGCAAUCGAUCUCCGGUGCUGUCGUAAGGCGAAUGUAAACCAGCGAGGGUAGAGGAAGAGCAAGGGUUCAUGAUGUUCAUCGGCGCCAAUCGCGAUGUUGUCGAGGAAGGUAGUUAGACCACGGCUGCUCCUCAGACAUGCAGGGCCGCGCGAGAACAUAGGGACUGACGCCGAACAAGCGUCAAUGCAAUGCGGACGGGAUUUCUGGGGGGGGAAAUGGACGUCGG
Molecule: messenger RNA, 3792 nt
Organism: Monascus purpureus
Lineage: Eukaryota; Fungi; Ascomycota; Eurotiomycetes; Eurotiales; Aspergillaceae
Source: the annotation of a GenBank genome assembly